Molecule: messenger RNA, 1154 nt
Organism: Diabrotica virgifera virgifera (western corn rootworm)
Lineage: Eukaryota; Metazoa; Arthropoda; Insecta; Coleoptera; Chrysomelidae
Gene: Btd
Product: transcription factor Sp7-like
Exons: 2
Coding region: 55-1029 (324 amino acids)
Biological process (GO): regulation of transcription by RNA polymerase II
Molecular function (GO): RNA polymerase II cis-regulatory region sequence-specific DNA binding; DNA-binding transcription factor activity, RNA polymerase II-specific
Source: RefSeq, a predicted model, not a curated record
CCAACUCAGUUAUUAGUGCAUCGUUUAAGUGUCGAGUUUGUCGAGUAGUCCACGAUGAUGGCAUCUUCGGUUCCACUACAUCAGUAUCAUCAAGGUGGCACGGCGCAGCCGCAUCAGAUAAAUCCACUUAAUCUUCUGGCAGCUACCUGUAAUCGAAUAUACACCCACCAAACUUACCCACACACGCAGCUUUCUCCUGCCUCCACAACAUCAUGCAGCAGCGAUGGCUACGUUUCUCAAAUCCCUAUGGAACCCUCUCGAUCUCCAUUGGAGUAUUCUCCGCAUUACCAGCCAAGUUAUACUCAUGCUUACAGCAACCAAUAUUGGUUCCAACAUUCUCCUCCACACGGCGAUAUUGCAACCAGUGGGUAUCAACCGAAUCAUCAAAGUAUUAAUCAGCAGUACCAGUGGCCGCCGCAGACUAAUUAUAUGCCAUUCACGUCCAAGAUGAUGGUGAAACCCGAGAUAGGAUUUUCCUCCAAGGCCAGGCGGUGUAUCAAGUGUCAGUGUCCUAAUUGUAUAAACGAAGAAAAUGGACUUAAGAAACCCAGUGCUAAGAAGGUUCAUAUUUGCCAUUACCCCGGCUGUGAUAAAGUAUACGGAAAAACGUCACACCUUCAAGCACAUUUAAGAUGGCAUACAGGAGAACGGCCUUUUGUGUGCAAUUGGUUGUUUUGUGGUAAAAGGUUUACACGAUCAGACGAACUUCAAAGACAUUUGCGAACACAUACCGGUGAGAAAAGAUUCGCUUGUUCUAUUUGUUCCAAACGGUUUAUGCGAUCAGACCAUUUAACUAAGCACGUAAAGACACAUAAAAAUGGUACUUCUCCUACAACCAAGAAGGGCGAAAAGGAAUCAUCUAAAGAAGAAACAGAGUUAAAGUCUGAACCAGAACCACAGUUCAAACUCCAGUCAGUGUCCAGUGUACCUCCAGUUCAAAUUUCACAUUACGAAGCUCAGGUAGUGCAUCAUCCCAUGCCUCCAUCGUAUAGUAAUAACAUGUAUCUACAUAAUUACAACGAACAAUGAUAAUAGUGAUUUUUAUAUUAGCUGUAUCAUAUUAGGGACCAUUGUAGUUAUUUUGUAUAUAUGUAUAUAAUUGAAAAAUUGUAAAUUUUAUUUUUAUUAAUAAAUGCCAUAUUAUUUAUAGUAAA